Messenger RNA from Vigna angularis (adzuki bean), 848 nucleotides. RefSeq lists its product as uncharacterized. Lineage: Eukaryota; Viridiplantae; Streptophyta; Magnoliopsida; Fabales; Fabaceae. The transcript is spliced from 6 exons. The record is from RefSeq and is a predicted model, not a curated record. Bases 81 to 644 code for a protein of 187 amino acids.
AAAAACAGAUUCCAUACCCGUUUUCAACUCCACCCUUCUGUCUGUUGCCUCCGAUAACGAACUCCCACUGUUCCACAAAAAUGUCCCGAAACGGCGACGUAGAGGAAGAGAGCGUCGUCACUAGAACAAACAGACCAGACCCUUUCUUGGUAGCAUGCCGCUGCUUCAGCUUCCUCACCUCGCUCGCCGCCAUUCUCUGCAUCGCCGUCAAUGUUCUCUCCGCCGUCCGUUCCUUCAAACACGCAUCCGACAUUUUCGACGGCAUAUUCCGCUGUUACGCUGUUAUCAUAGCGGCUUUUGUGGUCCUCGCUGAGACCGAAUGGAGUUUCAUCCUCAAGUUCUCUAAGGUUUUGGAGUAUUGGGCUGCCAGGGGUAUGCUGCAGAUCUUUGUUGCUGUCAUGACAAGGGCUUUUCCUGACAUUACUGGGGAGCGAAGGAACCUUUUUCUUCUUCAGAGCAUAGCAAGUUAUUUGCUACUUGGCUGUGGCGUUAUUUAUGUUGUUUCAGGUAUCAUGUGCAUUGGUUUUCUUAAACGUGCCCGCCAGAAACAGGAGAUUACAAGAGAGCAAGCAACCAAGGAUCUCGAGGAAUUGGAACGGCGCAGGGAAGAACUUGAACAACUACUCCUUUCCGAAAGAGUUUAAAGCAUUUUAAAGUUGUGGUGAGCUGAUAUAAAUCGGUAGUGAUGAUUAAUCUACGGCAAACCAAUGAACCUCUGUUUAUCAGUAUUGUUUACAAAAUUGUUUGUUCAUUCUUUGUAACCGAGUUAUAUUCUUAGAUAUAGGCUUAUUAAAGGUGGGCUGUUGGCAUAUUCUUUGUAAAUAUAUAAAGCAGUAUUUAAAAUUGUC